Messenger RNA from Acanthosepion pharaonis, 630 nucleotides. Lineage: Eukaryota; Metazoa; Mollusca; Cephalopoda; Sepiida; Sepiidae. The record is from the annotation of a GenBank genome assembly.
AUGAAUAGGGCGGCAAACACAAGUGGCUCUGUCUCAGAGGGCAGCUAUAAGUAUGCCGUCUGUUUGAAAGGCCACAGUCCCCACCCAACCUCACAACAGGUGCUUGUCUUUGUAUCACAAGAGCCCUCUUUGUACUUGUUUUUUUUCACUGUUUAUCCUUUCAAUUUUCUUCUUAAAGAUCUCUUCAUACGUUCUUUCUUUCUUUCUUUCUUUCUUUCUUUCUUUCUUUCUUUCUUUCUUUCUUUAAUAUCCUCCAUAUUUGUUUGUUUGUUUGUUUGUAUGUUUCUUUCUUUCUCCCAUCAGUUAAUAUCCCCAUACUUGUUUCUUUCUUUCUUUCUUUCUUUCUUUCUUUCUUUCUUUCUUUCUUUCUUUCUUUCUUCAGUUAAUAUCUUUCAUAUUUGUAUGUUUGUAUGUUUGUCUGUUUGUAUGUUUGUUUGUUUCUUUCUUUCUUUCUUUCUGCCAUCAGUUAAUAUCCCCCAUAUUUGUUUCUUUGUUCCUCUUUUUUUUCUUUCUUUCUUUCUUUCUUUCUUUCUUUCUUUCUUUCUUUCUUUCUUUCUUUCUUAUUCUCUAUACAUAUUUCUUUCUUUCUUUCAUCAGUUAAUAUCCCCCAUAUUUUUUUCUUUCAGUUAA